AUGCUUAUAGACGUUGCAAGCCAAGCGAUUACUGUCCACACCCUGUCUAAGUAUCGUGUGGAUAUCGCUUGCUUAUCGGAGGUACGUCUUCCUCAUUUCGGGUCUUCGGAAGUGAUUAUCAAUCCUGGCUCGGAGCAGAAAUACUGGCAAUAUCACUAUGAUGCUUCGGAUAACUCGGGGCAAAAUGGGAAUGUAGCGAUUGUCAUGUCUGACAAGGCCCAUUCUGCCUUAAUUGAGUGGAAACCGACCGUAUGGCCUAUGCCCGUUUUAAGGUCUCUACCGAAACAUGACAUGUUCAUAAUCGGGGUAGACUGGAAUGCUCACAUAGGUCAUAAUGCAGCUGCGAUGACCCCAACAAUUGGCAAAUAUGGCAUCGGAGACCGAAAGCAUCUAGUAACAUGGAACUCCCCGGACAACCAAUACUUCAACCGGAUUGAUUAUAUCUUAAUCAGUCAUCAUUGGAAGGAUUCCGUACUAGAUAGUCGCUCCUACCGUGGUGCUGAAACGGGCAAUCUCCAUGGAUCUGACCAUGUUAUGGCCCGAGCCAAGAUCCGCAUAAAACUGACAACUCGCAAAACAGCAUCCCUCAAGAUCCUUCAACUAUCUCAAACUAAAAAAUUCGGGAACAGCGCAUUUCAAACUGAAUUAUUGAAGCAUCUGAAUGAUACAAAUAUCAAUGAUUUUUCUGGUACGGCAAAUGAAUACUGGUCCAAACUAAAGGAAUGUCUCCGAAAGUCAGAUACUUCCACGAUAGGGCGUACUAGCAGGAGGUGUGCUGGUUGGGUUAGAUGCAACUGUCCAACUGUCUGA
Messenger RNA from Dracunculus medinensis (Guinea worm), 810 nucleotides. Lineage: Eukaryota; Metazoa; Nematoda; Chromadorea; Rhabditida; Dracunculidae. The record is from the annotation of a GenBank genome assembly.